Molecule: messenger RNA, 3714 nt
Organism: Saxophila tyrrhenica
Lineage: Eukaryota; Fungi; Ascomycota; Dothideomycetes; Mycosphaerellales; Extremaceae
Product: tRNA (guanine-N(7)-)-methyltransferase (tRNA(m7G46)-methyltransferase)
Exons: 2
Coding region: 1-3714 (1237 amino acids)
Cellular component (GO): intracellular membrane-bounded organelle
Molecular function (GO): phosphatidylinositol binding
Source: RefSeq, a predicted model, not a curated record
AUGCCCCUUGGACGUAAGCAUGUGAUCCUCUCAGGAAUUGCUGGCUUCAUUGCAUGGUCGCUCGUCACGGACUGGAUUCCUUCGCUUCGAUGGAUACCGCACGCCUUUAUCGCUGGUGUCCUCGCGGCAACUCUCGGCCUGCUCUACCUCGUACUUACGACCUCGAAAGGCGUCCAUCGCCGCGAUGACAGCUAUGCGAUUCGCGCACCCGUGGCUCCGGCCUUCACAGCCGCGACAGCGUGGGAGGCGGAAAAGGCAGCAUUGCAAUCAAGAGCCGAGUACAGACGCCCUCUGAUCUUCCCUGAAGCGUUCGCGUUCUCAAGAGCAAUUGAUGGACUACUGGACUUGAUACUGAGGGACUACGUCACGAGCUGGUAUGGCGGGAUCAGCAAGCGGCCGCUGUUCCAGCAUGAGAUCGAUCGCUGCAUACGGUCUGUCCUGCUCACGGUGGUCGCGAGAAUGACAAACUACGAUAUCGUGGAGAUAGGGGUGUCGGAUCUCCUACCUAUGAUUACGGCGCAUAUGAAGGACUUCUACGAUGCUGAGCGGGUUGUUCGCGGGAAGGACUUGUCGCAUAAUGUGACGGAGAGUGAGGAGCUGCAUACGGCUAUCGCUGGGAAGUAUCGCAAUGGCAAGCUACAUUCUGUUGCUUCCAUGGCGAACGCGGAUACGAGUACUGCGCAGCAACAGCACCUGCGAGAGCUCGUUGUCAAGCUGCUGCCAGUGGUCCUCCCGGACAAUAUGAAGUCUAGUCCAUCCGUCACUGUCUUGAUCCGGGAGAUUGUGACCUGCGCUGUGCUUGCUCCAGUAAUGCGACUGCUCGAGGAUCCCGACACCUGGAACCAACUCAUUGUGAACUUUGGCCGACCAAUGCUGCAGGAUCGCAAAGCCGUUCGCAAGGUGCGCGCUGCGCUGGAUCAGAAUGCGCCGGCCUCUCCCAAGACUGUGAGAGCGUCGCAGUUCCCGCGCCUUCGUCCGUACGACAGCGAGAGGCAAUUUGAGAAGUACAUCCGUGCCAUUCGACAUGUCCAAAACCUUUCGGAUGCCAGACGUUUCAGAAGUGAGAUCAUGAGCCAGCUGAGGCGAGAUUCUGCAGUCGAGGGUCAGGAUGCGGCAUACCUCCGGCGCCUGGAGACUGGCAAACGGCUGCUGGAUCAGAAGAUAGCAGGCCUUUCAGCAAAUGGAGAGACGAAGCCGAAGCUUUCUAUCCAACCCUCAGCUUCCAACAGUGAGUCUGUUGCGAGAAAGAAGCAAGCUUCACUGAGAGAGAUUGUGUAUGAUGCAUCCGGACUGAGCUACUUCAUGGAGUACAUGGAUCGCAUUCGUAUGAUGCGCUUGGUGCAGUUCUACCUGGUUGUCGACGGGUUCCGUGGGCCUCUGGAGGGUGAUAACGAUGAGCUCGACCCGAGCAUUGCGGAGGAGCCGGACCGGAUGGACGUCGGUCAGAUGUAUGAGAACUAUCUAGCCAAAGCCGAGCUGCAGACGAGUGACGAAGCCCUCAGUGCUGCCAAAACGUACGUCAAAAAGGGGGGAGAGGCAAAUGCUCAAGACUACAUUGCUGGAAGGCAGGCCGUACUUCAGACGCAGACGCAAGUCUACAACAUGAUGAGGAAGACACACUUUGAGAACUUCAAGCGGUCAGACUUGUACUACAAGUGGCUGGCCAUUGAUGAUGACCCUGCGAGGUCCGCUAUCCAGAACAAGCAAGUUGGAUCGCCAUUGUCACCAGAAAGUCCCAGAAGUACCGAGACAUCACCAGUAAGGACCAGAAGACCGCAGCUCGCAGUCAACAAAACAGACUCGGGCUUGAGGCGAGCAGUCCUGUCAUCAUCGAACCUCAGAGAUACAGUGAAGACGCCGAGCGCUGAAUCAGCACCACGCCGCUCGUUAGACGACAGCAAUGUACGGCCUGGGCUUUUCGAUGAUGACGUGGAUGAUGAGCACAUGGUACAGUCCAUGUCAAGCUUGCGCAGCUACGACUCGGAUGCCGAGGCAGCGCAGGAGGCUCAAGAUGAAGCGAAAGCUGUGAAUGCUAUGGAGGCUGCACUGGAGGGCAUUGUCGCGGAUGAGGACAGAGACUCGUUGUUUUCAGAUCCUGCUGACCGCCAAGCCGUUGAGGCCAGCAUCGCACGUCAGUCGCAGGAUUCUGCGAGACCACCACUAUCUGCGCGGCCAUCUGCUGACCGCGGCAGGCCGGCGCUUUCUGCCCAUCCGUCUGAGCGCGGCAAGCCAAGCAUAGCGUCGCUGGGCCUGGUUGGAGGGCCGUCCAACAAGGGUGUGUUUGUUGACGACCUGUUUGCAGAAGAAGCACAGAAGUUUGUCGAAGACGAGCGAGAGGACUCCGAUGCACCAGACGGAAGUGAUGAAGAUCGGGUCCAGGAGGCUGCGCCAGGUGACCUUGGCCUGAUCGAAGCCAUUGACGUACUCAACGCCGAGAUCGAAAAGCUUACAGCUCAGAAGCAGAUCGUCGACUCUCUGACCGCCAAAGCUGAGCUUACCAACAAUGCUGCAGAGCUUCGCAUCCUUCGCAAGUCUGAGCAGAGUCUCCAACGUGAGAUCAAGCGUAAGGAGAUGCAGAAGCAGCAAUACACGGUUCAAGAGAGCGACAACAGCCUGUACGGUCGUGCAGCGAUCAGUAUGAAGAGCGUCAUGAUUGGCAAGGAGGACGACGGCCAUGAGUACGCUGUAUAUGUGAUUGAAGUCAAGCGUCAGGCUGGCGAACAGAUGCCUGCUGCGACCUGGACCGUCACACGGCGGUACAGCCAGUUCCAUGAGCUGCACAAACGACUACGCGCUCGGUUCCCAUCAGUCCGCGAACUCGACUUCCCGCGUCGGCAGGCACUGUUCACGCUCCAAAAGGACUUCGUGCAGAAGCGGCGUGUUGUCCUGGAGCGCUACCUGAGAUCUCUGCUUCUCGUACCAGCCAUCUGCCGGAGUCGCGAAUUUAGAGCGUUCCUUUCCCAAUCCGCCAUCUCUGCUGGAGGCAACGAUGGCUCACAAGUCGAUGCCAAAGACUUCGUAACUCGCAUCUACAACUCGGUGUCGGACGGCAUGGAAGACUUCCUUGGCAACAUACCAGUCCUGGAUCAGCUCUCGGUCGCAGGCCAGAAUCUCAUCUCCGCUGCGUCAUCCCAGAUGAACGGACCGCAGGCAGCUAUCGACGCCUUGGAUCCUGCUGCUCGGAAUCCAGCCACAUCCGCGGAGGCCGAGGCUGAGCUCAACGCAUACGAAGCGAAAGGUGCCGAACCAUUCGUAAAGCCGAUCUGCGAUCUCUUCCUGGAAACUUUCGAGCUGUCGAAAGGCAGCAGCUGGCUGCGCGGCCGGACGGUUGUCGUCGUGCUGCACCAGCUCCUUGGAGGUACCAUCGAGCGCAGAGUCCGGGAGUCUGUUCGAGCUGCGAUCGAAGACGACAGCUUGGUUCGAUAUGUGGAUCUUCUGAAGAGCACCAUGUGGCCCGAUGGGAAGCUGCGACAAGCGCCGCCUGUUAGAACAUUGGCCGAGAAGUCACGCACGAAGAAAGAGGCCAGUGUCAUCCUCGAAGCUUUGGUUCCAGAUCUGGCUGGAAGUGUGGUGGGCAGGGCAAAUGCACAAGCUGCGAGUCGAAAGAUUGUCGCUAUGCUGAACAACCAGCGGCUUAACACCCAUCUUCUGUUCGCACUCAUAGACGAGAUCAUUAAGACCGUAUUCCCAGAAACACAGGAUAAACAGAGAUAG